Molecule: messenger RNA, 1414 nt
Organism: Dendrobium catenatum
Lineage: Eukaryota; Viridiplantae; Streptophyta; Magnoliopsida; Asparagales; Orchidaceae
Product: UV radiation resistance-associated gene protein
Exons: 6
Coding region: 143-1255 (370 amino acids)
Biological process (GO): SNARE complex assembly
Cellular component (GO): endosome; lytic vacuole
Molecular function (GO): SNARE binding
Source: RefSeq, a predicted model, not a curated record
CAGCUAACCCCCAAGCCCGAUUCUGUCUCCGUAAAAUGAGUUUCGCUCUCGCGCGCGCGUCCUCUCUCGGACUUCCCGCUAUGAAUAGCCGAUGAGCGUCGUCCCGUCCGACGCUGUUCGCCGGAGAUGAUGAAAUCAGACAAUGGAAUCCAAAGAGAUCGACGACAUAGAUUCAGAAAUUGCAUCAACGGAGAAACCGGAGGCCGAUUCCUUUCCUGGCGAGGAGAUCCUCUGCGUUGAAAAUCCUAAGAUCAUCGAGUGGGAAGAGCUGCAGCAGGAGCUAGCCAGACUGUGUAGCCUCUCCUCGGCCCACGCGAAGGCCAAGGAACGGAAGGAAUUCCUCUCUCAGCAGCUCAGAUCCGUCAUCGAGGUCAGGCAGAAGUAUCUGCAACAGUCCAAUGAACUGUAUGAGAUGAGACAAAAGCUCGAGGCAAGGAAGCUUGCGAUGGGGGAGAUGGCAAUGCAGAUGAGGGAGACAAAGGAGGACGUGAAAUGCAAAAAAGAGCAGCUUGCUAAUUCUCUUAGAUCUUUGUUGGUUGCUGGAAAGAGAGUAUGUGCAGCACAGGAACAGCUACAGGCUAAUAAGUUGGUAAUUGGAAAAAUGGGACACGGGAAUGCCAAAAGCUUGCAAACGAUGCUACGGAUGAGACAACAACAUAUGAUUACUCAAGUUAAUUCAUUGUAUCCAGUAAAAUCAUCGAAUGAAGAUGCAUCCAAGGAGAAGUUUGAUAAACCUUGUGCUGGAGAUGAAGUACAAUCAUCUUUACCAGAUAUGACAAGGUCACCAACAUUGUCAUCUUUGACUAUUUUGGGUCAGCAACUUACUGCCUUCCCUCUGAAGAAGACGAGUUUCUUCAGCGACAAAAAGGAGAUUCAGAAGUCUUCAAUUGUUCUUGGUUAUGUUGCACAUGUAGUCUUGCUCGUUGCAUCUUAUCUUGAUGUUCCUCUGCGAUACCCCCUGCGCUUAGGGGGUUCUCGUUCACACAUUUGUGACUAUGCACCAUCAACAGAGACUGCAACAUCUGAUUUGAUUGUUAAUCCAGUUGUUGGUGCAAAUGCGAAGCCAGCAGAGUUUCCCCUUUUCUUAGAAGGCCAAGAUUCUACAAGAGCCGCAUAUGCAAUAUUCUUACUAAAUAAGGAUUUGGAGCAAUUAUUGAAUUUCUUUGGUGCUGAAAGUCUGGGACCACGUAAUAUAUUAGCCAAUCUAAAGGAACUAAUGAGGAUCAUUCAAUCUCCAGAAUUUCUUGACAAGUAAUGGAGUUCAUCUGUACAAUAAACCUGAAGCAGCUCAAUAGGUUUUCCAUUUUAUAUUUUUUAUGCUUCCCAUCUAAUUUCCAGAGGUGCAUACAUAUAUUUUUUUUCUUAAAGCAACUCUUAUAAUUGGUAUAAAUGCUUUUUCUGCCAAAUUUUCUGA